UGUUUAGGUUUAAUCUUAAAAAUGGAGCAAUACACAUCAUAUGUAGAAUGUGAGACUUCUAAAGUUCCUUUGUCUGAUGUCGCUCAGAGGAUUAUGACAGCUUUGCAGUCUAUUCCUGUAGAAGUUCAGACUAGCAGAAAUAACAUGCAGAGUAUAGAGAAGACAAAGGGAAAUAAACUAGGCGAUAAGGAUGCACAUCUGAAAAAUGAAAAGGAAAUUCAUGGUUCCACAAUUGCCUUAUUAAGAACUUCAGCCAGCCCUAAAAAAAGUACUGCUGGUCAGAUAAUUAGGACAGUGCAUGCCAAUGAAAUGCUUUGCUGUCAAGAAAAGAAAAUAGUGAGCUAUUGCCAGGACUUAGACUUGUCAACAGGGGAAUGUAAAGAAAGAAAUCUUACAGUAGAAGCAAAAAAUGUGAAGGAUGGUGAAAAGAAUAUAUCUAGGGCCCUUAAAAGAAAGCAAGAGAUGCCUAAGUGUUGUUCAGAGAAAACAAGAAGAUUACCUGUAAAGACCUACACUUCUUCACAUGAAAGAAGAAACAAUUGUACUUCUGGACAAACAGAGUCUUCUGAAAAUAAUCCUUGUGAUAUCAGGAAUUUGGAGUGUGAAGAAAAAAGAGAAUUGCUUGCAACUAUAGAACAGGCAGUGGCUUUUGUAACUACUAUGAUAUUUCACGAUGGUUCUUCACAGCUCAGCUCAGAGCAGGCCUUAACCUCAUCAGUAAAAGGAGUUGUUGUGUUAGUGAAGAACCAGACAGAUCACCCUUGGCCUCUCAGCUGCUCUUCACCUGACUACAGUUGGAAGGCUGCUAAUGACAAUGAUAAGUUAAUUUAUUUGAAAACUGACUGGUCAUCUCUUUGGGAACAAGAACAACAGGCUCACAAGAAAUUUUCUGGGCAAGUAUUGCUUCAAAUGCUACAUUGCAAAGCUCCCAUUAUUUGCUUCAAUGCAAAAGAUUUCUUGAGGACUCUACUUCAAAUUUAUAGUAAUGAAAUCAGCUGGAAACAAGUUGCUGACAGUGUCGUGUUAGAUCCAAGGAUUGCAGCAUGGCUGAUAAACCCCAGCGACACAGUUCCCUCUUUUGAAUGUUUAAUACAGAAGUAUUUUGAAAAGCCUUUUUCUAUGGGAACAGUAAAUACAGAUACUGGUACUUUGAGAAAUGCAUCAUACCAAAACCUGGGUGUGAACUUAGAGAAGCUUUAUAAUGUAAUGAUGGACCUUACUCGUGACUUACAGGUUCAAGGUUUGUGGAAAUUAUUUUGCACACUAGAGCUUCCACUUAUAAAAAUUCUGGCAGUGAUGGAAACACACAAAAUACAUGUGAACAAACAAGAACUGAAAAAAACAUCAGAAAUUCUGGGGUUGCGACUCAAAGAGCUUGAACAGGAAGCUCAUCAAGUUGCUGGAGAAAAAUUCCUUUUGACCAGCAGUUGUCAACUCAGAGAGGUACUGUUUGAAAAGUUAAGACUGCAUGUGCUGUGUGAGAAACUUCACAGAACUGAAAUACAACAACUUGUGUCCACCUCAGAAGUUGUGCUAAAUAAAUUGAAAGAUCUUCAUCCUUUGCCUAAGAUAAUUCUUGAAUACCGUCAGGUGCAUAAGAUGAAAUCGACUUACGUGGAUGGACUACAAACAUGCAUGAAAAAGGGAUUUAUUUCUUCUACAUGGAAUCAGACAGGAACUGUGACUGGCAGACUUUCAUCCAAACACCCAAACAUUCAAGGUAUCUCCAAACAUCCAGUUACAAUUACAAAGAAACAGUACAUAAAAGGAAAAGAAGAGCAAAUAGUAACUAUUUCCCCAAGAACAUUGUUUGUUUCAAAGAAAGGAUAUACAUUUUUAGCAGCAGACUUUUCCCAUAUUGAGUUAAGAAUUCUUGCUGACUUAUCAUCUGAACCAGAACUUUUGAAACUCUUCCAAGAACCUGAAACCAGUGAUAUCUUUUCCACAUUGGCUUCUCAGUGGAAGGGAAUUCAACGUGAACAAGUGAAACAUGCUGACAGAGAGCAAGCAAAGCGUGUGAUUUACUCAGUAGUUUAUGGAGCAGGUAAAGAACGUCUUGCUGACUGCCUGGGAAUUACUCCUCUUCAAGCCAGUCAAUUUAUAGAGAGUUUUAUGCAAAAAUAUAAGAAAGUACAUGAAUUUACGAAGAAAACCAUUGAACAAUGCAGAAAUAAAGGUUAUGUCGUUUCCAUAAUGGGACGUAAAAGACCACUGGUUAAUAUCAAUUCCCAGGAUUACAAACUACGCACUCAAGCGGAGAGGCAGGCUGUCAAUUUUGUUGUUCAAGGAUCUGCAGCUGAUCUUUGCAAAAUGGCUAUGGUGGAGAUUUUUACCUCUGUUGUCAUUUCUCCAACUUUAACAGCCAGGUUAAUUGCCCAGAUUCAUGAUGAGUUGUUGUUUGAAGUAGAAGACUCUCAAAUCCAGGAAUUUUCAGCACUGGUAAAAAGAACAAUGGAGUCCUUGCAGCAAACCACAACCUUGGAAGUGCCACUAAAGGUUCCCUUGAAAGUGAUUCUUACCGCUGGGAAAUCAUGGGGGUGUAUGACAGAAUUGCAGGAGAUGUAAAGCAGUCAUCGGGGAUGUUAUUCAGUACCCGUACACCUCAUUGGCCUAUGCUGAUUCCUCGCUGAAUCACUAGGCAACAGCGCUGCUGGAUCUUUCAUAAGCACCUAAUACUCUGCAUGUGAAUUUUUUUACUUCAUUUUGUCUGUAGCCCUAGGCAACAGCAGUGAGAUAAAACUGGUUUUCACCAGUUCAUUAUGUUUCCUUUAGCCAAGGUAACCAGCAGGGAGCUGCUUUUGUUCAGAGCUAAAUUACUACAUGUAAGAAAUGAAGCAAGACAAUAUUAACCCUUUGGGAACAUGACAAAUAUAUUUGAAUUAAAGUGGUGUUUAGACUUUAAUGCUAAAUAUUUUGUGAAGAGCUUGUGUAAAAAUACUUCUAAUCUGGCAUUAGAAAGACACUAUUGCAUUAGAAAGACACUAGUUGAACUGUAUCAGCAAGUGCGUAACUGUUGCGUUCAGCUUAUUUUAUAAUUUGUGAGUCGAAGACAGCUGCUUGGUUUGCAGCUCGUAUAAAAUGUCACGUUCCACAGACUUAGAAAAGGAGUUCUUUGGAAAUGAAGAGUCUCCACCUUAAUUUGUAUUUAUGAUUUUGAAGCAAAACAGGUAAACAAAACUGGAUAUCUAAAUGCACUCAAAAUAACCAGAUUCUUGUCAAUUCAAAUAAUUUCAAACUCAAUUUGUACACUGUAGCCUUGGCAUACUUUAAGCUAAGUAUAGUUUUGCUUAAGCUGUUAUUUUUACUAUUGCUGCAAUGCUAAUAUGCUUAGAUAAAUUUUGGGAUUCAACAUCAUACUUUUUAGGAUUCAAGUUUCUACUUUAAUGUUUGGAUUUGUUAUUAAUAUUCUGGUUUCCUGUGGAGUUUAUUCUUGAAAAUUUGUUUUAUAAUAUUACUGAUUGCCAAAUUCUGUCUUCAUGCUUGUGGAAUAUGAAACUGUCCUCGAAGUCCAGUAAUUAUUUAGAAGUUUAAGUCAAGCACAAAACUUUUAAGAGGUGUUUAGUAUCUUUCGGUGUUAGAUCUGAUGA
Molecule: messenger RNA, 3587 nt
Organism: Cuculus canorus (common cuckoo)
Lineage: Eukaryota; Metazoa; Chordata; Aves; Cuculiformes; Cuculidae
Gene: POLN
Product: DNA polymerase nu
Exons: 24
Coding region: 22-2565 (847 amino acids)
Biological process (GO): DNA-templated DNA replication; double-strand break repair
Molecular function (GO): DNA binding; DNA-directed DNA polymerase activity
Source: RefSeq, a predicted model, not a curated record